AUGUCAAAUCUACACACUCGCGGAAAUGGCCUUUGUGGAACUUUUGUUGAAUGGGAUGACAUCGAGCGAAGUAUACAAAGGGAGACAAAUCGCAAAGUGCUAUUAGGACCAAACAAAACCGCCCGACAAGUGGGAGAUGGGCAAGGUGCCACUUCUUGCAUAGCAAUUGUGGACCCAGACCUUCAGGGAGAUGCAGAGGGAUUGCCUUCAAGGUUCGCUGUGAAAAUGGCGAGCAAUGUUGGAGCAGCUCAAAUAAUAAAAUUAGUUGGACACGGACUUGGGCCAGAUGUGGAUGUGGAAAGUGCCUGCCUGGCUUACGAUGAGAUAGCGAAGGAAGGACAUAACCGCGAAAUAAAUGUCUAUCGUAUGUUCAAUAAUUGUGACAGAGAAAUCUCCAAGAUGCCGCAAUUUUACUUUGGCACCGAAUUCUCCAACGAUAACAAGAUGAAAGGUGUCAUAGGCAUGGAGCUGAUAGAAGAUACGGAAACCCUACAUAUUUUCCACAAUGUGAAACCAGACGAGCUCUCAGAUGCAAAUAUGAAAGAUGUGCUUGUUCAUGGUGAUUUAUGGGCACUGAAUCUGAUGUGGACAAAAAGCAAAAAUGGAUUGAAGUUGAAGAAAAUCAUUGACUAUCAGUUUGUGCAUUUUGGAUGUGCUGCGGAAGAUUUGGCAAGGUUAUUUAUCACCACACUUUCUGGAAAGGAUCGCCGUGAGAACUGGGAGCGAUUACUGGAAGAAUUUCACAGCUACUUGAUGCAGUACUGCACAGGAGAGCUUCCAUUUACUCUUGUACAGCUCAAGGAAUCCUACCGUAGGAUAUUUCCACUUGCUGGCUUUUUCCUUAUUGAGGUGUUCAACUUCGUGCCUAAGAUGGCAGGCAAGGGAAUGUCAGAUGCCGAACAAAAGGCAAUGAAGGGAAUCAUUCUGGAAAAGACAGCUGCUCUAUUGGAGGAUAUGCUGCAUUUUGCCGAAAGGAAGCAAAACCUGCCUAAGAACAAUAUUGAUUAA
Cylicocyclus nassatus is the source of this 1008-nucleotide messenger RNA. Lineage: Eukaryota; Metazoa; Nematoda; Chromadorea; Rhabditida; Strongylidae. The record is from the annotation of a GenBank genome assembly.